AUGGUCCUAUGUCUACACAAUCGCCCGCCCCUGGAGCGAUUUCGAGUGCUGUGCGCUGUCUGCCUCGUCUUUGAUGCCAUCUUCACGCUGAUCUUUGUCUUGUCUGGCAUGUCAGCCAGUGUCCACUCGGUGGAGACUUUAUGCUACGAACAGAAUGGGUACUCCUGGCAUAACAUCUUGGCCUUGAGUUUCAUCGUGUCCGCGAUAUUUGCGGGCUGGGGCGUGCUGCUCCAUGGCGGAGUGGUCACAAGUGGAGAUGGUGCUCCUUUGAAGGAAGCCCAGCUGGUCGGAGUCUCUCGCUACGGCCACAUACUCGUUGCCUGGACGUUUAUAGCAGCAGUGCUGGAAGCCAUAGCAUAUAGGCAACAGCCUGCUGUUUGCAUGGGUGAUGGUGAAGCAGCCGUGGCACAACCCACGCUCACAACAAAUGACAAUGGGUUCACGGAUAUACAUGUAGAAGCUGUUUGGCACUUGGCCUCAACAGUGAUGUGGCUGGUUUGGGUUGUCGGCGCAGUUGCUGCGGCAAUGUCUGCAAAGCGCAACAUUCCCAUUCUAGAGGAGGCCACAUCGCACGCAUCGCAGAUUGCCUCGCCACAGCGGGAUUCUGCUCAGCUAGUCGGCGUUCCAGUGCAGGAUGACCUGCCCAUGGGCACAGUCACUGGCAUUGCUCAGCCCAACGCAGACGCUGCUCCUGGACAACCGCCCAUGUUCCAAGGGAUGCCUGUAGCCACUGCAGUAGCAGGCUCGAUCGGAACUGAUGGUGUUUGUCAAGGUAUGCCAGUGAGGGAUGGGAGCGGUGACGUGGCCGCCGAGCAUCCAGAAGUUACCAAGUUUCACCUUCCAGUGCAGGCCCCGUCACAGCAUCUGAACCUCUACUCGGAGCUGUUGACGCCUGCGCUCAAGUCGCGGAGUGCAGCAGGCGAGCUGGAUAGUGCUUGCGUGAUCCGCAUCCGCCUAGCGUUUAAAAUUCCAGGUAGCAAGGCCUUUGAAACUUUGGUUCUGGGUCAGGCACUUAAAAGUGGGGAGGAAUGCCGGACCUCCAAGCUACAGACAACGCCCCGAUUUCGCGGAAGGAGCUCGCUGCGCGCUGGCAGCGGUUUGGCCCAGCUAGCUGAAGUGACAACGUUGUCCAUCGACACUGGUGACCUUGGUAUCAUCAAGGAAUACGCGGAGACUGGUUUGAUCACCGAUGCCACAACGAACCCCUUGUUCGUUAGCCAAGCCGGCCUGAGCGGAGAUCCGACCUACGUGGCCUUCGUGGAAGAUGCGAUCGAAUACGCGCGUGGCAAAGGAGACGAUACAGUGGCACUGGCAAUGGACAAGCUGGCAGUGAAUCUUGGAGUAGCAAUCUCCAAGCUGGUUCCCGGCUACAUAUCCACCGAGGUGGACCCUCGCUUGAGCUUUGACAAGGAAGAGACUCUCCGGCGUGCCCGUCGCAUCAUAGCCUUGUAUGAGGAGGCAGGCGUUUCACGAGACAGAGUACUCAUCAAGCUAGCGGCCACUUGGGAGGGCAUUGCAGCGAUGGCUGAGCUCGAAAAGGAGGGCAUCACCUGCAACAUGACUCUGGUUUUUGGUUUUGUGCAGGCAGUUGCAGCUGCGCAGUACGGUGCCAGGCUGAUUUCUCCAUUCCCUGGCCGGGUGCUAGAUUGGCACAAGCGGGAAUCGGGCAAGGACAUAUGGGAUCCGGAGGAGGACCCUGGCGUCGUUGCCGUCAAGAGGAUGUACGCCUAUUACAAGCGCUACGGCCAUGAUACGAUUUGUAUGCCAGCCAGCUGGCGACCUUCCAGGGGCCCGGGCCAUGACCUGGACGAGAUUCAGGCGUUGGCUGGCGUUGAUCGCAUGACAAUCCCUCCUGCGUUCCUGGGACAACUUGCCGAGGACGACGCUCCUUUGAAGAGGAUGUUGGCACCUGAAAAGUCUGCUCAAGGAUGCGCAGACGAGGAGGUUUGCGGUGGGCAGAUGUCUGAGGCUGAGUUCCGCUUGCUCUUCAACGAAGAUGCCUGUGCCAUUGAGAAGACGGCUGAGGGCCUGAGAGCCUUCAUAUCCGACACCAACAAGCUGGAGGCGGCUAUCAAGGAAAAGAUCCAGUCCUAG
This is a messenger RNA of Symbiodinium pilosum, 2094 nucleotides long. Lineage: Eukaryota; Dinophyceae; Suessiales; Symbiodiniaceae. The record is from the annotation of a GenBank genome assembly.